AUGGCUACUCAACCCACCUCCAUCAACGCGAGGCCCAUCACCAUCGAUUUGACUGUGGAUGAAGACAGUGACAGAUCUGACUAUAUUCAAAGGUCAUCGUCGUCGCCUGUCCAUCCCACAGACACUUUUACCACCCAGGCGCGUUUUGCCCCCAACUUUUCUACCGAACGACAUCCAUCAUCAACCCAUGCACCUGUCAGCCCGCCUAAGAUAAAUCGAACCUCAUCCUCCAUCACCGCCAUCCAGGACAAGCAGCAUUCCACUGAGCCGCCACGUCCAUCACCUCCCGUACUCAAGAUUGAGCAGAACGUGACCCAAGUAAUUGCUACUCUCGACGAUGCCGACAGUAUGGCAAGACUGUCUAGAGUGACAACUUCCAACGUGGCAUCUCGUCAGGUGACGCCAGCACUUGAACAAGAUAUGGAUAUAUCAUCACAAGAACCCCAGCCCACGUCUCCCAAGUAUCAGACGCCCAGAAAACCCGAAUGGGAUGUUGCUGCUGUCGCUGAAAAGUUAACUGAAUAUCGCCAGGAUAUCAGAAAUGGACACAGUCGCAUGACUUCUUUCAUCAUUGAAUCUACACAACCCAUAGAGCGACGCAGUCUCACUGGCAGCAAUCUCUUCGCCGGACUCACCAGCAAGUCUAUGCCGGCGAAGAAGGGCGAAACGAUGAAAAUCAAAUCCAAGGAGCAUACUAGUACUAAACUUAAGAACAACAAACGGGAGGAUCAUCACAUGAUUGUACGAAUUCAAACGGAUGAAGAGCGUGUACCGCGGUAUCGUUUUCACCAUGUGGAAAUCAAAAAGAACAUUCUCACACCCAAUACCAUGCUGACAUUUGUACCCCACUUGAGGGAUCUCGAGACCUCAGAAGAGUACAAAUACAACAUAUGGUUGCAGGAGUUGGAGGACAUUGAUCGAAAAUCCGGUUUCAAACCCAUGAGUCGCGAAGAAAAGUUGCGCAUAACUGUACGGUCCGAAUUCGCAUCGACUGUCCUGCUCUAUCUGGAGAGCUGGUUGGACAAGCUUUCACUGCCUGGCUGCGACAAAUCAACCCUCAUCCGCUACAUGGCAAGUCGCGAACCCGAUAAUGCAAUCACCCCCAGACAAAAGUCUGACAUUCUGAACUCGCACCGCCCAGCUGGAUCGACCACCCCGCCAGGGGCAAACAGGGCUGCUGAUAUAUUUACCGAAGCAUUUCAUCGCGUCUUCCAUCAGGGCCAACCUCCAAACAAACAAAUUGAGCUUCGCGAUGUUCUUCUUCUGGAUGAAUCAGUUGACAGCAUCAUGGAAACCAAACCUACAGCGAAGGACGGCUCCAGUUCGCAGAAAGAAAACGAGCAUGAGGCCAUCGAGUACUGGCUGGGUACUUAUUCAAUUCUCGGUUGUCUCAUUUGCUUUAGUCAUUCUUGCGAACAUGGUGAAUAUGAUGCGCAGAAUUGUAAACGCACCCUUUCGAUGCUUCCUCGCCUUUCAGAAACUCUCAAGCGGAGACGGCGCAUACCUCAUGAAGAAGAUGCCGAUAUCGAUAUGAUGAAUGGUCACUCACGCCUCUGCAGACGGAACUGCUAUCAGUCAUCGCCUCGCCCUGAGGCAUGCUCGGUUCAGCGACCCUGGAAUGAAGAAGAACAGUACGUCUUACGUUCUGUCGUCGCAACAACCGAUCACAGCCAAGUCAAGAAAGAUCCCUUCUGCUUGGUCGCCCAACUCCUUGACCGCGACUGUAGUGGUGUCUUUAACGAAUAUUGUCGGAUGGGAAUAUCUCUACCCCCACCGGAGCCAGCGAGAAAAUUGCAAAGGCGAACGGUCACUUGGUAUGAUCGGUACAAGAAAGUACUAAUUGGAGAUUGGGAGGGUCACACCAAAACCCAUAAGUACCAAACACGCGAGAUUUUUGAGCCCUGUUCUCAUGAAGGCCCUUGCACCUUGGACAGCUGUGUCUGCGUUCAACAAAAUCUUCUCUGCGAAAAGUUUUGUGGAUGUAGCGUUGAGAACUGUGCCUACAAGUUCACUGGCUGUGCCUGCCACUCACAAGGAAAAACAUGCUUUAGUAAACAGAAGGACAGGCCAUGUGUUUGUGUGCAGCUGAACCGCGAAUGCGACCCGGAUGUUUGUGGGACGUGCGGUGUACUGGACAGGGCUGAUCCUGAGAACGCCGACGACGAAGUUCUACAUUCUACUGGCUGUCAGAACUGCUCUCUUCAACGUGGUCAACAAAAGGGCCUCGCUUUAGGUCAGAGUCAACUUGAAGGUGUCGGGUACGGACUGUUCACGAUUGAGCCUAUCGCUCAAGACGAUUUUAUCAUUGAAUACGUCGGAGAGUUGAUUACCCAUGACGAAGGUGUACGACGAGAAGCCCGACGGGGAGAUGUGUUUGAUGAAGAAUCUAAUAUCUCCUACGUUUUCACUCUUUUGGAAGCUGAAGGCAUCUGGGUGGACGCUGCCACGUACGGCAACUUGAGUCGUUACAUCAACCAUGCCUCGGAGAGUGACAAACGCGGGUGCAACAUCACGCCCUGCAUUCUCUAUGUAAAUGGCGAGUACCGAAUCAAGUUUUCAGCUAUGCGUGACAUCGCAGCUGGAGAAGAACUCUUCUUUAACUACGGAGAGAACUUCCCUAACCUGACAAAGAAGCUACUCGACCAUAAGACGGGAGAGAAGUCGGGCGAGGGUAAGAAGCGAACGCGACGACCCAAUGGGGAAGGAGUCGCCAGAAAGGCCCCCAAAACGGACAAGAAGAAGCCUGGAAAGGGGAAGAAGACCCAAGAAGUCCUUUAUGAAGAUGAUUUGACGGCGACACUUGGAUUCACUCCGAAGCCGUUGCGCAAACGUAAGAAGGGCGCUCUCGACGAGGACUCAGAAGAAGAGGAAUAUCAUCCUACCGGGACAGAUGCAUCUCUCGUGGAAACGCCAUCUGAUGGCGAGUCAGAUUAUGAAACUGGCAAGCCAUCGGCUGCCAGGUUCCGAAAACGUGCGCGACCAGCUGCAAAGGCAAUUGGCUCAGAUCAAAGUGGUAAACCUCGAGGAGAUGUCAAAACUCGAGGCAAGAGAGGAGGGGCCAGACCUGGCAGUGGUCGACCUAGAAAAUACCCCCGGAAGCCCACUUCAGCUCCGACAACCGCAACAACUAGAUUAUCGGCGUCGGUGUCGGAGGAAACAGAACAAACAGAAGAGCAAACGGACAAAAAUAUCGUGGUGCCAGAUACGAUUGUGCGGCCGGUGGUACCACCGCAACCACAGUCUAUGGAAAUUAAUGAUAACAUGGAAGAUGCGACGCCUACAGAGGAAUCCGCUGAAGAAUCCAGACGGCUUCGGAUUCAACUGGAGGAAGACAACAAGAAUCAUGAUGAUGAUGAUGAUGACGACGACGACGACCAAGACGUCGUAGUUCGUUCGCGCAUCGAUAGAGUCGCUAGGAAUCGACGUCUACCAGCCAAGUUAAGAGAUGAUGGAGAUUGGAUGAGCGCCAGCCAGUGA
This is a messenger RNA of Fusarium venenatum, 3477 nucleotides long. RefSeq lists its product as uncharacterized. Gene Ontology annotation, molecular function: histone H3K27 methyltransferase activity; protein binding; chromatin binding. Gene Ontology annotation, biological process: heterochromatin formation. The record is from RefSeq and is a predicted model, not a curated record. NCBI's taxonomy places the organism in Eukaryota, Fungi, Ascomycota, Sordariomycetes, Hypocreales, Nectriaceae. Gene Ontology annotation, cellular component: nucleus; ESC/E(Z) complex.